Molecule: messenger RNA, 810 nt
Organism: Cryptotermes secundus
Lineage: Eukaryota; Metazoa; Arthropoda; Insecta; Blattodea; Kalotermitidae
Product: ejaculatory bulb-specific protein 3
Exons: 3
Coding region: 7-423 (138 amino acids)
Source: RefSeq, a predicted model, not a curated record
GACAAGAUGGCGGGUACCAUCACGGUCAUAGGUUUACUGAUUUUGGUAGCACCUGCUUGCAGAGGCGGACUUCCUCAGGACGAGAAGUACACGACCAGGUGGGACAGCAUAAACGUGGACGAGAUUCUACGUAGUGAUCGCCUCGUAAACAACUACGUCAAGUGUUUGCUGGAGAAGGGGCCUUGCACACCGGACGGCGCCGAACUCAAGAGCACUCUUCCGGACGCACUGGAGACAGACUGUUCCAAAUGCAGCGAUAAACAGAAAGCUGGCUCCACUAAAAUCAUUCACUUCCUUAUCGAUAACAAGAAGGAAGACUGGGAGAAUCUAGAAGCCAAAUACGAUCCGUCUGGCGCUUAUAGGAUCAGAUAUGAAGCCGAACAGAAGAAAGACGGGGUGAGCAUCGCACCAGCCACAGAAUAAGCUUGCUCCAUACCGCACGGUGGAAGAUAAUGAAAACAGCAAGAAACGUCCCGGAAUUUUCUCGCGGUCAGACAUUCAGUAUGUUCUGUAUCGAUCCUUGUUAAUGAUUAUUAUGAUAGGAGUAUACUGAGACCCCCUUUAGCGCUGUCUUGUUUCGUGUCUUCUUUAUAGUUUUCUUGUAGUGAAAAUUAAUAAAAUAUAUUAAAAGUAAAAAUAAGAAUGGAAGAAAUUUACAUAACAUGUGAUAAAUUUGAAUGCGUGGUUAGUUUCUUAUGUUUAUAUUCUCUAUAAUCAUGAGAACAAUUAACGGUAAGCUAUUUAAUACAAAUGCAUAUAAUUAGGAGUCGUUAUACAAUUAUUUUUAUUGCUAGUUGGGUGGGACUGAGU